Paramecium pentaurelia is the source of this 1584-nucleotide messenger RNA. Lineage: Eukaryota; Ciliophora; Oligohymenophorea; Peniculida; Parameciidae. The record is from the annotation of a GenBank genome assembly.
AUGUUAGUUUUAGCUUCCCAUCUUUUUAGUAUAUAAACUUAAGGAUUGAUAGAAAAAAUAUUGAAACCUAUGAAAAAAAAUAGAUCAUAACUUAAUAAGUUAAAUAACAAUAACUUAUAGCUACAUUUAAGUUUAUUGUUAAUGUAAAGAGAAAAAUCAUUCGAGCCAAUUCAAGAAUUAAUUGAUGAAUUGAUUGAUAAGAUUUGUGAGUAAGAAUUAAGAGAUGGGUUGGAAUCAAAUAAGUCUUUGCUAAAAAAUAUGAAUUAAUUACCUUUAGAAAAAUAAAUAGAGAUUUUAUAAUAAGAAGCCGCAAUAUUAUAAUGUAUAUAACAAUAGAUAGAUUGGCCUGAUCAAUUGGAAUAAGUAAUAAUGGAAUUAGAAGAUGAUUUAAUAAAUGUUUAAAACAAGAAUAUCAAAUAACUUAAUAAGUAUGUUAUUUAUUAAGUUUUAGUCUUGCAGGUCAUUUAGAAGAAAUCAAUAAAUAUUUAUUAUAUUAAUAUACUGUUAAACAAAUAGGUCAAUUUGCUUUAAGAAUUACAAGAAAUCGGGUUUAACAUCAAUAAAAUGAACUAGAGAAUCUAGAAAAAUUGAUAAUUCAUUAUUAAGAUUAUUAAGUAGCAGAGUCUAUGGGAAAGGCCAUAUAUAAUUAAGAAAGUAUAUAAUUUAAUAAUUUAUAUAGCUAAUUUAGUGACUGUUACUUUUGAUUCAUAUUUAAGCAGAACUCCUAUAGAUUUAAAACUAGAUUAAUUUCAAAAUUUAUAAAGACUUCGUGAUUUACAAUUGGAGUUAAGCGUUUAAUAAUAGGAAAUUUAAGAAGAAGCAUAAACUAUGGUUUUGAUUCAAACUGAAAUGUGUCAUAUAUGUAGAUAAAUGAUAGAAAUAACCAAUUUAUAAUAAUGUAAAUAUAAUCAUGUAAAUAUGAAUUUACAUUAAUACAAUGAUGAAAUACUGAUCUAAUAGAGAUAUACAAUUACCUAAAAAUAAAUGCAAUAAUUUUAUAUAGAUCUUUAUUCUGCUAAUUAUAUUAUAGAAAGUAAAUAACAAUAUUUAUAAUAAGAUAAUUAAAUCCAGUGCUAAAAAUAUUUCUGUUUUAAAUGCUUGAAGUAUGAAUUUGAAAAUUAUGAUCUUUCUGAACCCAAUUGGAUUUGUCCAUUAUGUAAAGUAUGUAAUUUAUUACUAUUCAAGGGAUUAUGUACAUGUAUUAGAUGUUAACGAACUGAUUCUAUUUAUAAAUUAAAGAGAACCUUUUUAGAGAUUGGAGGUAACUUAGAUAAUUUGUAUUAAUAAUCAAUUUUUGAGAUGUUAGUUGAAGGUAAAAGAAGGCUGAUUUAAAACAUUCCUUUAGAUUUCAUUAAUAUUUAGAAAUUGCAAUCAGAAAAUGAAGAAACCCUUACUCCAAAAGGUUUAUCUUAGAAUAAGAAUAGGAUCAAUAAAAAGAUUAAAAAAAAGAAAAGCAGUGAAACUACAAUUAUUGGAAAAACAUAAUCUAUAAUUAUGGAUACAUCUUCAUCAUCAAUUAAAAUCAAGAAAAUAAAAGAAUAUAAGCGACUUAUUCCUAAUCAAAGUACUAUUUUUGUAUAAUGA